This is a messenger RNA of Tachyglossus aculeatus (Australian echidna), 1104 nucleotides long. RefSeq names its product vomeronasal type-2 receptor 26-like. The record is from RefSeq and is a predicted model, not a curated record. Gene Ontology annotation, molecular function: G protein-coupled receptor activity. NCBI's taxonomy places the organism in Eukaryota, Metazoa, Chordata, Mammalia, Monotremata, Tachyglossidae. Gene Ontology annotation, biological process: G protein-coupled receptor signaling pathway. Gene Ontology annotation, cellular component: membrane.
AUGGACAUUACGGUCUCCAGUGUGUUGGAGAUCAACAAGGAUCCCAGCCUGUUACCCAAUAUUUCUCUGGGCUUCCACCUCUUCAACAUCCACUUCCUGGGGCCGAUGGUGUCCAAGAGCUCCUUGGCUCUGAUCUCGGGGAGAUACAGGAUGGUUCCCAACUACAGAUAUAAGGCAGAGCAGCAGGACAAACUGCUGACUGUCACAGGAGGAAUGUCAUCAACACUGUCCAUGACUAGCUCUUGGCUUCUGGGACUUUAUAAGCUCCCCCAAGUGAGGAAUCCUGACGACAAGGGUGUCCAGUGCAGGAUAGUCAACUGUCCCUGCACCUUAGAGAGAAAUCAUUCCAGUGGCUACUAUCAGCAUGGAGAAGUGGUGAUCGGAGGACUCUUCUCUCUGGAUGUGAUUAUGAGUCACUUUCGUUCCUUCGAGAACUUCAUGGAACGGUCAUUUUUCUUUUCCGAAUACUUCGCCAAACACUACCAGCAUCUCGUGGCCCUGGUGUUUGCUGUGGAGAAGAUCAACAAGGACCCCACCCUGUUACCCAAUAUUUUUCUGGGCUUCCACCUUAACAUACACUUCCUGGGGCCGAUGGUGGCCGAGAGCUUCAUGACUCUGCUCUCGGGGAGAUACGGGGUGGUUUUCAACUACAGCUAUGAGUCAGAGCAUCAGGACAAACUGCUGACUGGCAUAGAAGGGAUGUCAUCAAUAGUGUCUAUGACCGGCUCUUGGCUUCUGGGACUCUAUAAGCUCCCCCAAAUCCCCCAUGGCCCUGACUGCCCCUCUCUCAGAGAUAAGGCCCGGUUCUCAUCUCUCUAUCCGAUUUCUGUUUGUUUCUCAGAUCAGCCCUCAGUGAUGUUCCGUCACAUUAAACAUUUUAAUUGGGUCUGGAUCGGCCUCCUGGUUACCAGUAACAUUCGAGGAGAGAUGUUUGCUACAGUCCUAACAGGGGAGAUGGCCAAGAAUGGCAUCGGUGUGGCUUACAUAAAAGAGUUGACGAAUUCUUUACUGAAAGUACACUCCAGACUGAGUGUGACCACAGACAAAUUGAUACAUCGUCGGCAAAUGUGGUUGCUGCCUAUGGAGAUACAUUCUCUUUACUGA